AUGGCUGUCCCUGCAGAAAAUGGCACCGCCGCGGCCCCGCAGCGGCCGGCGAUUCACAAUCGCGACCACGUUGUCGUUCAAGACAUUGACGACGACUACGAUUUUUCCGACGACGACACCAACUCUUCCGACGAUGACAGCGACGCGCUUUCCACGGCGUCAUCCGAGGAUCUGACGAUCGAAAUCGAGUCGCUCAAACGCGACGCCGCAAGCAAGGUGUUCGCGCCUUCCGCGGACGAAGCCUCCGCCGCCCCCGCCUCUGAGGCUUCCGUGGCGCCAGCUGGUGCGCCGGGAGCGGAUGGAGUUGCAACCGGCGGCGAAACCAGCGCCGCGCCAGGCGGCGGCAUGUUCGGCGGUUUGCGCAAGAAGCGCGUUCGGCGGCAGAUCCUAACGGGCGUGAACGGCGAAGCGCGAUCGGGGGAGGUGACCGCUAUCAUGGGAGCAAGCGGAGGCGGAAAAACGACGCUGCUGAACAUCUUGGCGCAGCGGAUCUCAUCCGGGCGGCGGAAGGGGACGGUGGAGUUAGACGGGGAGGAGGUAAGCGCGGGGAUGAUGCGGCGCGUCUCCGCGUACGUGAUGCAGGACGACGUGUUGUUUGCGUCGCUCACGGUGCGCGAGACGCUCAUGUACGCUGCGGAGUUGCGCCUGGAGCCGCGAUUUCCGCGACGCGAAAAAGAGGAUAAGGUCGCGCGGCUGAUCGACCUGCUUGGGCUGGCGAAAGUGGCGGAGACGCUGAUUGGCGGCGAAAAGAAAAGCCAUCAUAUCGUGUCCUUUGUCUCAUCGACAAGCUACUUCUCUUAG
Closterium sp. Naga37s-1 is the source of this 801-nucleotide messenger RNA. Lineage: Eukaryota; Viridiplantae; Streptophyta; Zygnematophyceae; Desmidiales; Closteriaceae. The record is from the annotation of a GenBank genome assembly.